GGCUGGUUUCACUUCGCUCCCUGCAGGCACUGGGUCACCAGCUGGUUGGAGCUCUGCGGUCCUUGUCGCCGUCACCGGAUUCCUGCAGCCGCUCUGCGAACCGUGCCCCACUUGCAUCUGCACAACCUCUGCUGCUCCCCCGCCGCCACCGCCUCGGCGCCCUUCCCCUGGCCCUCAUCCCCCCAAUGUCUGACUCUGAUUCUCGGACUGAGAAACGCAAGAAAAAAAGACCAAAUGGCCAAGCAACCUUCUGAUGUAAGUUCUGAGUGUGACAGAGAAGGUGGACAAUUGCAGCCUGCUGAGAGGCCUCCCCAGCUCAGGCCUGGGGCCCCUACCUCCCUACAGACAGAACCGCAAGGUAAUCCUGACGGCGAAGGGGACCGCUGCCCCCACGGCAGCCCUCAGGGCCCGCUGGCCCCAACGGCCAGCCCAAGCCCUUUUGCUACCAGAUCCCCACUUUUCAUCUUUGUGAGAAGAUCUUCUCUGCUGUCCCGGUCCUCCAGUGGGUAUUUCUCUUUUGACACAGACAGGAGUCCGGCACCCAUGAGUUGUGACAAGUCAACACAAACCCCAAGUCCUCCUUGCCAGGCCUUCAACCAUUAUCUCAGUGCAAUGGCUUCCAUAAGGCAGUCUCAGGAGGAACCUGCAGAUAUUCGCCCGGAGAUCUGGAUUGCACAGGAGCUCCGGCGGAUUGGAGACGAGUUCAAUGAAUCUUACGCAAGGAGGGUAAAUAACUACCCAGAGGCCGAAGAGCACCCUCACCACCCUCAAAUGGUUAUCUUACAACUGUUACGAUUCAUCCUCCGUCUAGUAUGGAGAAGGCAUUGACAGGAUCUUCCUGCCACCAGGAUAAAAACGUGGACAUUGCUCUUGUUCAGACCGCCAGAACCCCAGCACUUUGGUGCAGCCGCAGCCGGUGGCUCUAUCCCAGAGAGGUGCUGCGGGUAGACGACACACUGCCCUGUGUUGAUGUGAACGUCACCCUUCUGUGCGUCACCACAUGGCAGGAUUUCCAGUAGAUGUUUGUGUGAAUGUAAACAGGGAGGGUUCUUCUCGUCUAGUGUCCAGAGCCUGGGUCUUUGGAGGAGAGUCACCAUGCGGGGAAGGUGUUUACAUGCGGUGUGUUCCUUUGUUUUUCCAACCUACUUUCUUUGAUAACCAUUUGGUUGUUUUUUUGUUCGUUUGU
Molecule: messenger RNA, 1186 nt
Organism: Microtus ochrogaster (prairie vole)
Lineage: Eukaryota; Metazoa; Chordata; Mammalia; Rodentia; Cricetidae
Gene: Bcl2l11
Product: BCL2 like 11
Biological process (GO): meiosis I
Source: RefSeq, a predicted model, not a curated record